Messenger RNA from Brassica oleracea var. oleracea, 1151 nucleotides. RefSeq names its product protein IQ-DOMAIN 1. Bases 172 to 969 code for a protein of 265 amino acids. Gene Ontology annotation, molecular function: protein binding. The record is from RefSeq and is a predicted model, not a curated record. NCBI's taxonomy places the organism in Eukaryota, Viridiplantae, Streptophyta, Magnoliopsida, Brassicales, Brassicaceae. The transcript has 6 exons.
UUACUUCUUCCUUGCUACAGGCCCCGAGAAAAAUAAAACCAUCUUUAAUCAUUAAAUCACAAAAUCUCUGUUCUGUUUUUUGCUUGUUCUAUCUGUUUGGAGGUCACGGCUAAAACUAGUCUUCAAUAUCUUCACGAGCUUCUAUAGGUGUUUUGGUGACAAGAGUUUGAGAUGGGUUCUGGGAACUUUUUCAAGGCAAUAAUUGGUUCAAAGAAAGGGAAACAAACAAAGGGACUUUCUACUGCUGUGAAAUCAAAAGCUUCCAAGAAGAAGGGUACUCAUGCUUCAUCACUAGUUGUCCGUAGCGAGGAUUGGGCAGCAACUAGAAUCCAGUCUGCGUUUAGAGCCUAUAAGGCUAGAAAAAUGUUAAGGCGUCUAAAAGGGAUUGCAAGAGCAAAGGAGUUAACUGAAAAGCAUCCAGUGAAGAAGCAAGCGGCGGUUACACUGAAGUAUCUUCACUCAUGGAGUAAGAUACAGUCUCAGAUAAAGGCUCGCCGAGUUGGCAUGGUCAUGGAAAGCCGACUGAUGCAUAAAAGAUUAGAGAAUCAGCAGAAGCUUGAGGCUAAGCUUCACGAUAUUGAGGUUGAAUGGAAUGGUGGGGCAGAGACAAAAGACGAGAUCUUGGGGAGGAUACAUCAAAGGGAAGAAGCAACGAUCAAGCGGGAAAGAGCCCUGGCUUAUGCCUUCGCUCAUCAGUGGAAAGCAGAGGGUAAGACUCAGUGGCUAGGGGGUUAUGAGCUGGGGAAUACUAAUUGGGGUUGGAGCUGGAAAGAGCGUUGGAUUGCUGUUCGUCCUUGGGAAGUUAGACAUUCUUUGACUCCUAAGAAACCAAGGAGUUUAAAGACAGUUUGUUGCAAGAGUGAAACUAAGUCAAACUCACCGGCAAAGAGAGUAUCAUCAGUCUCAGCCAAAGCUCCGGCUUCUGGAGCCGCCGUGAAACCACGGAGAUUGUCAUUUCCAGGCGCCUGAAAUUAAGUUAAAAGUCUGUAUGCAUGUAAGAGUAUAUGAAUAUACAAAACGUACAAGAUUGCAAGAUUUGAAGUUGGUAUAUUUAUUUUGGUAUGUCUUCUGUUCUGUCUGCUGUUCCACGGAGAUUGUCAUUGUCAGUGUUAUGUGAUGUGAUGUGAUGUAAAUACAUGUAAUUUGAUAUG